Molecule: messenger RNA, 1050 nt
Organism: Nilaparvata lugens (brown planthopper)
Lineage: Eukaryota; Metazoa; Arthropoda; Insecta; Hemiptera; Delphacidae
Exons: 1
Coding region: 1-1050 (349 amino acids)
Biological process (GO): DNA integration; DNA recombination
Molecular function (GO): DNA binding
Source: RefSeq, a predicted model, not a curated record
AUGUCUGACAGUAUAGAGUGCACAACUGGACUAAGACGUAUAGAUGAGAAUGCAUUGAAUUGUCUCUUGGAUCAUGUACCAAAAGAACUUGUACAUAAUUUGAUUCGCAAGAAACUACCGAAACCAAGUACGAUUAGGGCGCGUACACGCUCCAGUAAACGUGUGCUGCCGCCAACAAUCAGCCGUAUGAUAAAAGUACUUGGUCUUUUCGAUAUGGCUGAUGUCGAGUUGCGAGCCAAAGUGUUUAUUGGCUAUUUAAAAUCUAAACGAUUAUCCUACAACACAGUGUCACGUUAUUUUGCUAUUGCACGCUCUCACGGCUUGUUUGACUAUAUUGACAGUAGUAGUGAAACCCGGCGUGUAGCAUCAAUCAGACCAGAUCCAACCGCUUUCUGUGGAAAACUGCAUACACGUAUACUGAGUCUCACCGACUAUGUAAAAUUGUAUUCACAUUUGACUGAACAUUGGUCCGAGUACACAGCACCACUUUUAGUUGCCUUUCAUACUGGUCUACGAUCAAUGGAGAUUCUGCAAAUGACCAGCUACACACUAUAUCAAUUGAAAACUCGACAAUCUUUUGUCAAUGUAAAACGUAAACAGACAAUAGUUGAUUCUCAACCACCAUUCUGGAAGCCGGUGUACAGUAAUGAUUUAUUACAGUUUACCGACAAACUAAUUGAAUUGUACAAAGACAACUACAACAGCUACUUUCAGCAUUCUAUUGAUGCGCCUCUAUUUCAUAUCACAACACAAACGCUUGUUAAUCGAAUUCGUUUGAGUUUCUUUCAAGCGUUGGGUUAUAAUCCGCCGCAUGGUUUUGGCAUACACACAUGUCGAUAUAUGAUGGCUCAAAUUUUAGCAUCCACAUCGAAAAACCUCGUAUCAAUUCAGACAUUUCUACAACACAAAUCUUUGAAAACAACACAACGCUAUCUAAAGAGUGAUUUCGAUUAUACUGUGCAAAAAUUCAAUGAAAUAACAAAAGGUCCGUUUGCAGACAUACGCGAAGACUUGAAACCGCCACAACUCAACUAUAGCGAUAAAGAAUAA